This is a messenger RNA of Pteropus alecto (black flying fox), 1488 nucleotides long. RefSeq names its product chromobox 8 (gene CBX8). The record is from RefSeq and is a predicted model, not a curated record. The transcript has 5 exons. The coding region runs from base 112 to 1233 and encodes 373 amino acids. NCBI's taxonomy places the organism in Eukaryota, Metazoa, Chordata, Mammalia, Chiroptera, Pteropodidae.
GCGGGAGGGGGAGGAGAACUGACGUCAGCGAGAGAGUAUUAUGGUCUGUCGUGCGCUGGCUGCUGCUUUUCUGCUCCUGGAAGCGGCCAAGGGGGGAAGCGGCGAGUCAACAUGGAGCUUUCAGCGGUGGGGGAGCGGGUGUUCGCGGCCGAGGCCCUCCUGAAACGGCGCAUACGGAAAGGACGUAUGGAAUACCUCGUGAAAUGGAAGGGCUGGUCGCAGAAGUACAGCACAUGGGAACCUGAAGAAAACAUCCUGGAUGCUCGCCUGCUUGCAGCCUUUGAGGAAAGGGAACGAGAGAUGGAGCUCUAUGGCCCCAAAAAGCGUGGUCCCAAACCCAAAACCUUCCUCCUCAAGGCUCAGGCCAAGGCAAAGGCCAAAACGUAUGAGUUCCGAAGUGACUCUGCGCGUGGCAUCCGGAUCCCCUAUCCUGGCCGCUCACCCCAGGACUUGGCUUCUACUUCCCGGGCCCGCGAGGGCCUUCGGAACAUGGGUCUGUCCCCGCCCGGGAGCAGCAGCAGCACCAGCAGCACCUGCCGAGUGGAGCCCCCUCGAGACCGUGACAGGGACCGGGAGCGAGAGAGGGACCGGGAGCGAGAACGGGGUGCCAGCCGCGUGGAUGACAAGCCCAGCUCGCCAGGCGACAGCUCCAAGAAGCGAGGCCCCAAGCCCCGGAAGGAGCUCCUGGACCCCUCACAGAGGCCCUUGGGAGAACCCAGUGAUGGCCUGGGAGAUUACCUCAAGAACAGGAAGCUGGAGGACGCCUCUUCUGGGGCAGGAAAGUUCCCAGCAGGCCACAGCGUGAUCCAGCUGGCCCGAAGGCAGGACUCGGACCUGGCCCAGUGUGGCGUGGCCAGCCCCAGCCCAGCUGAAGCCACAGGCAAGCUGGCCGUGGACACCUUUCCUGCCAGGGUCAUAAAGCACAGGGCCGCUUUCCUGGAGGCCAAAGGCCAAGGUGCCCUGGACCCUGGUGGCCCCCGGGUCCGGCAUGGCUCAGGCACCCCUGGCUCUGUGGGAGGCCUGUAUCGGGACAUGGGGGCUCAAGGGGGAAGGCCCUCCCUCAUCGCCAGGAUCCCAGUGGCCAGAAUCCUGGGGGACCCAGAGGAAGAGUCCUGGAGUCCUUCCUUGACCAACCUGGAGAAGGUGGUGGUCACUGACGUGACCUCAAACUUUUUGACCGUCACCAUUAAGGAAAGUAACACGGACCAAGGCUUUUUUAAAGAGAAAAGAUGAAUUGCUGGGUGGGCGAUCCCAGGACAAGAGCAGGAGAGAGAGAGCGAGAGCGCAAACAUGGCAUAACGCUUUUUAUUUCUGGGUGGGAGGCGGCCUUCUGGCCGGUCCCCUCCCCAACUUCACACAGCCAGCCCCUUCAUUCCUCCUCCCUCCUCCUCAGUUUUGGUUGGAAGAUUAUCUCUAGAGUUAUAUUUUCUAUUAGAUGUAAAUAUCUUAUUUAAGAAAAAAUAUCUAAAUAUAUAUAUUUCAACUCUU